This is a messenger RNA of Haplochromis burtoni (Burton's mouthbrooder), 9733 nucleotides long. Its product is annotated as rho guanine nucleotide exchange factor 9. Lineage: Eukaryota; Metazoa; Chordata; Actinopteri; Cichliformes; Cichlidae. The transcript is spliced from 11 exons. Gene Ontology annotation, molecular function: protein binding; guanyl-nucleotide exchange factor activity. Bases 5252 to 7018 code for a protein of 588 amino acids. The record is from RefSeq and is a predicted model, not a curated record.
AACUGUAAAUACUAAAUAUUAAACAUUAUUAUUGAUCUCAUAUUAAGAUCUGCUGAGGUCUAGACAAUGUUUUUUUUUUCUUGUCAAUAAACCCAUAGAAUAGAAAAAGGGUGCACUUUCUUUUUCACAACUCGAUAUACAAAUGAAUCAGUAGUUAUAUUCAGACCUACUGAGGCUGGAUUUCACCCAUUUAAAAAAAAAGAAUUCCCACGAUUUACCUUUUAUAAAUUUCACUCAUCUCUCCUUCAAGGUCAUCUUCUGAUUGCCCUUUGGACUGCUUUCCACACAGAUGCUAUUUUUAGAUCACUCUGCUCUGUCCCCUUGCACUUGUGUCAUUGGUAUGCACAGUGGAUCUUCCCGAGUAUGUGAAAACAGCAACAUUUCAACUUGAAUUUGAACCCUGAAUUGUGUUAGUGUGGCUUAAGUAACCUAUGUUUUCAGUGCACAGAAAGACGAUUGUCUCCCUCAGAUGCUGCAGUCUGACCCUCUAGAACGAAUUAAUACUGUACAACCCUGUGAAUACUUCAUAAAAACCAUAACCAUGGUCCUGGUUUUGCUUCUAACCUUAGAUGCAAAUUUGAGGUUCACUGUAAAAUUGCAAACCGUGCAGUGCAGGUAGUCGUGAUGGGAUCUAAAUAUAGCAGCAGUCCUGGAGAAAGUCCAGAGGUGCACGAUAAGAUCACCUUCGGAGUAGGAUCGGAUAAAUACUGAUCUGGUUUGGUUUUUAAUGUCUGUAGGCAGAAUCCCAGAACUUCCUAAUCGUUACUCGGGUAAAUAUGAAAGGCAGUUAUUUGUAGAUUAGUAAAAUAGACCUUUGUUUGUGUGAGCUGUUCUCUCAUGGGUAAAACAUGUCCCAGUGAAGUGGGGAGCCAGCAGCUGCUUCUGUGAAAGCGGUUCAGGGUCAUUUUCACAUGAGAGGAUGAAGAGUGAUGUCACUAAAUUGACUGUCAGUUUGGUUUAGUGGUUGACAGUCCUGAAAUUGGUGCAAGUCAUACGACUGAGCUGCGUCUGUGCUCGUUCCCAAACUAAUGCACAUUCACUAAGUGUAAUUUCAGACUCAUUUAACGUAAUUCUCUGCCAGUGGGAAAUAUUCUGCCGUUUAUACCAUCUUUUUUUUUUCUUCUGUAUAUGUAUGAGUAUAUUAGCAUUGGUGUCUGUGCAGAUUUAGACUUUCAGAUGUGACCUUUGUUGUCUAAAUGUCAGGGAGAUUGGAGAGGGAGCCCACAGAGGUAGGGCAGGCUUAUGUAAUCUCCUCACUCUGUGUUGCACACACACAAGCAGAGAGAAGGGGGGAAAAAGCUUGUUUGAGGACGGUUGUCAUAUCUCAGCUGUGAUGCCUUGUAUGGCUCUCUGUUCUCUGAAAGCCAAGCUUUCAGGAGCCAUUGCUUUUAUCAGCAUGUAUGUGCAGAAAGUGCCCUGGAAAUUAUUUAUGGCUUUAAAAAUACUGAUAUAUUGCACUCCUUUGGUGUUAUUCUCUUAAACUUAUUCUGAGGUCUUUUGAUUCAUUCCAAAGCUCACAGCUCAAUGUGAAGUUAGAGUGUAGUUUGGAAAGGGAGUGUGUAUCCGUGUGUAGGAUGGUUGACUAGGGAGAUGGAACUGAAGUGAUUCUCCUAUGUUAAUUUAUUCACAAUCACGUUGUGCUCCACUCAUAAUCUGCCAACAAUCCCGCAGGCUGGGAUGUGCUCAUGUUCAUCUAAGGUAUCACUGUGAACAUGAAAGCCAAAAUUAUGUGCAUGCCAAUGGCAAACACGUGCAUCAGAUCGGAGCUCGGGCCAUUUUGUCCUGUCACUUUCGAUAAACUUAAAACAACUCAACACUGAAAAACAUUGCACUGCACACCAGACACUAGUCUCCUUUAGGUCUGAAAGGCUGCUCUGUAGUUGUAGUAGUUGUUCCUCUCUCUUUUUCAGAGGACUUCACCUGUUUCCUGCACAAACUUCUAGCAGUUAGAGUUGAUUUUGAUCCGCAGAAACUUAACAGAACAACCCCACAAGCACAGCCUCCUUUUCAACCAUUCAAUCAAUAUGCUCAAAAUGCUCCAGUCACACUAAAAGAUAUCAAACCACAGCUGCACUUGUUUAUGUUGGCCAUGGGUGUAAAACGCUAACUAAGCUAGCAGUAACAGCAGUCUGUGUUUCACAUAUUUCUGUUGCAAAUGUGACAGUUUAGAAUAUAUUGCUACUGACUUUUAAAUACUUUAUUUCUACAGUGGGCUGCUGUUGAAAUCCUCCUCAUUUCCCAGUGACCGUAGAGUCAGAAAGUUGUUCUUGAGUUUUAUUACUUAUGCUUCACCGAAUCACAACAGUAAUCAUCUCAAGGUACUUUACAGUGUAAGCUACAAAAAUGACAGAAACGAGAAAUGAGCAGGCAUUUGGCAACAGUGGAGAGAAAUAACUCCAGCAGAACCAGGAUCAGGGAGGGAGGCCAUCUGCCACGAGCGGUUGGGGGGGGCAAAAAGAAAAGCACAGAGAUCACAAGUAACAAACAGGACAACACGCAAACAAGAGGAGAGAGAAGACACAGAGAAACGACAUGCAGUUGUGGCAUCUAAGCACAUUUGGUGUCGAGGGGAGGGGAUCGAAGGAGAAGUGAUUUACAGGGAGCCGCUGAGCCAGUGUGGGCGGGAGAUUUGUGAUCUCCCUUUCUAGUGCCUGCACCUUCAGUUAUUACUACUACAGAAACAUAAUUUAAGACUAUGAUGAUGUCACAUGGCCCAUUAAGGCCUUUAAAAUACACUUUGGGGUAUAACUACAGUUGUUGUUUUUUAAAAUAUCCUUUAUUUUUGGGAAACAGUUACUAUGAUCUGGUUCUUUUACAAGUGAUGUAUAUUGUUUAGUUUUUCGCAACUCUAGCUGGGGAUCUGAGGUCUACCAGCACUGUCAGGUUUGACAUAUCAUGUCCAUAAAUCCAUGUUUGCAUAGAUCAUUGUCAAACAAAGCACAUCAAAUACCCAAUCAUUUGAUGUCUAAGAUAUUAAAAUGUAAAAACGUCCAAUGGGUGAUUUCUUUUAAUUAGGCACCGCUUGGAACUGACAUUUCCUCCGUGAGAUCAGUUUCAGCCUUUUUAUUGCAGCAGGCAACUGAAAUAAUUUUUCAAAAGUGGAUACCAGUGCUGAAAUUUACACGUUUGUCCCUCUGGAGCCAUUAGUUUUAUAAAUCCCAUUAGCUGCUUGAAGUUUCAAAGUUUUCCAACUGACCCAUCACUUCUAUCUAAGGAAACUGAUUUAUUACACAAUUUCAACCACUGGAUACAUUUCACAGGUAUUUCUCUUGAUUUAAAAUUUCUAUGAAGUCAAAUGUAUAACUUAGAAACCUAAGCACCUAAGAGCUUCUUCUUUUCAAGUAAAAUAAAAUGAUGGCAAUGACACAUACAGCAUGUUCAUUAACGUUCAUGUAGUACCAGUUUUCCCCUUUUUUCCCCUCAAAGCACUUUUUACACUGCAGGCUGCAUCCACAGAUACAUUUUCAAUGCUAACACACAUCAGGGGAUUCUUGGGGUUCGGUUUCUUGCCCACGGUCACUUCAGCAUAUAGAUCCAGGAGCUGGGGAUUGACUCACCAAUCUUCUGAAAACUAUGCAACCCACUCUAAAUCCUGGGCCCCCAUGAACAGGAUAUCUGUUCAUGGGGGCAGAUAUCCUGUGAGAAAUUUGCCACCGGUGAGGAGUGCAAGGGUCCACCCAAGAGACGUGACAAACCCCAUAGAAAUAGUGAGAUUACUGAAGACUUGUACAUGGUUAAACGUGUAUGAUUUAACAAUAAAGUCAUUCAGAAAAAAUCUAGUUUAGUGGAAAAAAAUUUACUUUGUUGCAACUUAAUUGAUUAAUACUACAUUUAUGGAGGCAUCUUCCAUUUUAAAAAAGCAGCAACAGCAACAGGUAACAUUAAAACUGUACAGAAAUUGAAAAAAAUAAAUAAUUGCAAGGAAAUGGUGGUCUUAAUUUUAUCUCUGCCCUCUAUGGAGAGUAGUGUCAGUGUCCUUUUAUGUAAGGAACUCUUUCUUUAUGGAUGCACUUCCUUUGUUUUUGGAGCACUUUAUUAGAUACUAGAGCAAAGGUAAGUCUGCAUCAGGCAGAAUUAAUGUAGCAUAGAUGUGGCUUGGAUUUUGAACUGCAUAUGCAAAAAAGGUUGCACUGCAAAUAAAAGAAAUAACUUUUAAGGUUAGCUCCACAGAGUACAUCUAGUCCAAGUUCUCCAGUUAAGUGCACGCUGAACCGGUCUUCACACGAACUUAGAACUUAAAACUUGAGGUUGAUCUCUUGAGGUUCAUCCACUCCAGCAGGACUGAAUUGGACACCUUUAAUCCCCGAGAAACCGUUGCAUGUCCGAGAGAUGGCACCUUUAAACGGUCUUCUUGCAUCAGUGAGGUGCGCCCGGUGCACCAGUGGUAAUGCAGAAAGUGCAUGUAUUUGAAUAUCAAACCAGCUCCUGUCGAUGAAUCUGCUGCCACUGAUAAAUUGGCAGACAUUAUGCCAAUAAAAUUAUAAGAUGGUGAUCACUUUGAGAAACAUGCAUCAUUACUCUGACAUUUAUUCUCCUUCAUGCCGGGGUUGUUAAUGGUAAAUGAUAAAUCACCACGGCACCACCACGAUAUUUUUAGAUAGGGUGGGAGAUGAAUGAGGUUAUGAUUCUGGUCUCAGUGGUCGAUGUAGUCAGCGAGGGGCUGGCUGUGCCCCUCCCCCGGCUGUAGGUGAUGGCUGACGCCGGUAGUCUAGCGGCAGAGAGCUGAUCACUAUUAACACAGGACCGCCUCUCAGGCUCACAGCCGUUCUCCCUGGUCCCCCACUCACCGGAAGGCAGCUCAGCAGCUGCGAACAGCCUGCGCACAGCCUCCCUCUUGUGUGCUCUGAGAAUCUAUUGGCCUGAGAGACGGUCGGGUUGAGGGAAGAGGCGAAACACCGGCAGGUGUUGACUAGCGGGGAGAAAUCGCGGUGCAGACUGAUGACGAUGAUGAUGGUGAGGAUGAUGCAUCUCUUCCCGUUAUCUUUAUGAAUCGCAUCGCGCUGUGUGGAGAGAAGUAGGGGCAUCUUUUCGUCAUUUCUUGCCUAACUGUAAUGGAGGAUUUCUGGUUGCUUUGAGGCUGCGUGUCUAAGUGUGGAGAGCUGAAUACCGCCCGUAACUGAGAGCACAGCUCAGCAUCGGCCCGCAGCGCUGCGCCAUGGCCUUGGACGUCCAGACUUGCGCGGUGUUUACGGUGAUCGCGGUUCUGGUGCUUGUGAACGUGCUGUUGAUGUUCAUCCUCGGUACUCGUUAAAUGGAUCUGCGCUUGGGGCCCGGUUCGCAGCGCAGCGCACUUUCACACAGGAGAGGAGAGAACAGCAGUGCGCGUUGGUCGAGAGCGGGGACACCCGGCGCUCCAUCACGGCUACGCGUUGAAAUGAAUGACUUGAUAAGUGGAGGUUCAAUCGUCAACGCUGAGGCGGUAUGGGACCAUGUGACCAUGGCGGACCGGGAGUUGGCGUUUAAGGCCGGUGACGUCAUCAAGGUGCUGGACGCCUCCAACAAGGACUGGUGGUGGGGCCAGAUUGAUGAGGAGGAAGGAUGGUUCCCUGCCAGCUUUGUACGGGUGGAACCCCACCCUCCUCAGCCCCAAACAAAACAGGUUUUCUAUAUCAACCCCAUAGCAACUCCACGGUUCCAAAACACCACGUCAAAGCUGUGGGUGAACCAGGAAGACGGCGGAGCAGAGCCAGCUGAAGGAACCAGCGAGGUACAGAACGGGCACCUGGAUCCAACCAAUGACUGCUUAUGUCUGGGCUCACCCCUCCAAAACCGAGACCAGAUGAGGGCUAACGUUAUAAAUGAGAUUAUGAGCACAGAGAGACAUUAUAUCAAACACCUCAAGGACAUCUGUGAGGGCUACUUGCGCCAGUGCAGGAAGCGCGUGGACAUGUUUAACGACGACCAGUUGAAGGUCAUCUUUGGAAACAUCGAGGACAUCUACCGCUUUCAGAUGGGUUUUGUCAGAGAUUUGGAGAAACAGUACAACACAGAGGAGCCGCACCUCUCUGAAAUCGGGCCGUGCUUUUUAGAACACCAAGACGGUUUCUGGAUUUAUUCAGAAUACUGUAACAACCACUUGGAUGCCUGUAUGGAGCUGAGCAAACUGAUGAGGGAUGGCAGGUACCAGCACUUCUUCGAAGCCUGUCGCCUCCUCCAGCAAAUGAUCGACAUCGCCAUAGAUGGCUUCUUGCUCACGCCCGUCCAGAAAAUCUGCAAAUAUCCACUCCAGUUGGCCGAGCUUCUUAAAUACACCGCACAGGAGCACAGUGACUAUCGAUACGUGGCAGCAGCGCUGGCAGUAAUGCGGAACGUCACCCAGCAAAUCAACGAGAGGAAGAGACGGCUGGAGAAUAUUGACAAGAUCGCCCAGUGGCAAGCCUCGGUUCUGGACUGGGAGGGGGAUGAUAUAUUGGACAGGAGCUCAGAGCUCAUCUACACUGGGGAGUUGUCAUGGAUCUAUCAGCCGUAUGGACGCAGCCAACAGCGAGUCUUCUUCCUCUUUGAUCACCAGCUGGUCCUCUGUAAGAAGGAUCUGAUACGCCGGGACAUCCUGUACUAUAAGGGCCGCAUUGACAUGGAUCGCUACGAGGUGCGGGACACUAUAGACGGGCGUGACGAAGACUUCAACGUUAGUGUGAAGAAUGCCUUUAAAUUGUGCAACAAAGACAGCGAGGAGAUCCACAUCUUCCUGGCCAAGAAGCCAGAGGAGAAGAUCCGCUGGCUCAGGGCCUUCGCCGAGGAGAGGAAGAUGGUGCAGGAGGAUGAGAAAAUUGGUUUUGAGAUCUCUGAGUACCAGAAGCGACAGGCAGCCAUGACAGUGAGAAAAGUGACCAAACAGAAAGGUGUAAACAGGUGCACGCCCCCUUCAUACCCGCCCCCACAGGACCCCCUCAGUGUGGGGCAGUAUGAGGUAACGGAGGACAUGGCACAAGGAGAGGUUUUUGAAUUCAGUCAAUCCAAAAGAGGCCAGGCUCCUUUCUGGCAGAAUUUUAGUAGAUUAGCUCCAUUUAAGAAAUAGAGAUACACAGACUCUUCCGAUGGACCAGCUAUUUUUCUUAGAAGCACUAAACACUGGAUGAUCAUGUCCCCCCUCCCCCCCAUGAUGAAGAAAAAUACAAAAAAAAACCCCACACAAACACGAGACUUUGAAGUUAAGGACCAAUGUUAAUAUAGAGUGUGAUUGGAAGCUGCGAGAGGACUGAAGACUUGGAUUUAAAACAAAGAAAAAACAUAUAAAAAAAUAAACACAACUUUACAGUUCAUAUAUGUUAGUAACAUUCUUAGUUAUCAUGCUUCUCCGGCUGAGUCAACUGUCACAAACUCUUCCCCCCUUUCUGGAUAAUCACGCCAUCUGAAUGUCCUGAAGUCAUCGAGAUUGUUACAUGAGAUCAUUUUCAAUCCAUCUUCUGGAAAGAAACACGAGGCCAAGCCAAGUCAUUCCCAGUAGUAUGAUUGUGACCAAAACAAAAAAACUACAAAAAAAGCUGAGAUCUUGCUGUGCUGCUAUGAGAGAUUGUUUGAUGCAUUCUUCUGAAUGCGAGACGACGACCUCAGCCAAUCGCCGCGGCCUGUGAAGGACUUGCCAAGCUCGGCUGUCAACCUCACCUCUGAGUUAGCUCCAUCCUGCCACUGAUCAUGCACCCAUCCAGCCAUCUCUGCGCUGCUGAUGUCUGCGUUUGGACCUCCUCCUCGCACUCAGAGCUUCAUUCUCUUCUCUGUAGCAGCUUGCAUAUAAUAGCCCCCUCCUCUCUCUUUCUUUUCACAGUCUGACAUUAGGUGUUCCCUUCCUUCUCCACAUCCCACUCGUCCUCUCUAUCUCUCCAUCCACCUGCUCUGCCUCUGUGAGUCAGUGGCUCUCAGAGGAAGAGUUUCACUCUUUUGUAAACCUGCCAUUGGCCGUGAUGUGAUGAUGGGUCAGGGAACAAAUCAAUAGGCGGAACAUCAAUAGUAUAUUUACAUCCGUUCACCAACCACUCGUGACAGGGUAUUCAUGUCCGAUCGCGCUGAGGGGGUGUGUGCGCGCGCUGGAUUUGGCAGUGAGCUUAGAUGAAGCAGCUGGGAGCAGGAGAUAGGCCGGCAACGGUCCGCCUGCCUUGUGCCACAGCCCCUCUCCCAUCCCGCCCUCCCUAGAGACCACCCCUGUAGCACUGUGCUGGCACCUGGGUGGAAAAGAGGAAAAAAAAGCACAGCCUACCUCCAGAAAACGAGCGGUAAAAGUGAAGUUGUGAUGCAUUGGCCAAAAGAAUAACAUGUCAGCUGUCAAAGAAAAGACUUCGGUUGAUUAUUUUGUGUCACUCCCACUGUAAAAAAGCACAGCACGUACUCCCGUUUUGAGUAUGAGCGAUACAAAUAUCAACACGUCAGUGUGACCAAUAAGUAAGAAGCCCAUCCAGUAUUCAAGGGGGUGGGGGGUGUCUAAAAAAGUGAUAAUGAUUUGUGAAGUGGACCAAAACUAACUGGGGAAACAAAAAAGUCCACCGCAGCAGCGCAAGCCGAUACCGUAUACAGAGGUAGAAAGGCGAAUUUAAUCUGUAGCAUGCAGGUUUCCUCUGACACAUUCAUACAUCUCUAUAGACUCCAGCUCCAAACCUCUGCUUUCUGCCUCACCCCUCCUCACGUUGCCCCACUCCCCCCAGAUCUGGCAGUUAGCUCCAGCUCUGCUUAAGUGAUUUCCAAAGGACUGUGGCGUGAUCAGAUUGGUUUUGUUUAAUCAACAAAAACGUGUGUGAAGCCGUGGUCUGCGAGAGAUCCUAGCAUUAUAGAGUCCUUCAGCAGUAAAAGAGAAGAUCUGAGGAAGCGAAGAGGAAAAUCUUACAUGCAUCGUGAAGACGUAUUCUUUUUUUCCCACACUUGGAAUGUAAGUGAAACAUCUGUCCACGGUUUGUGACCACGUUUUGACCUCAGACACAGGAGUACAUUUUGUGUUGAAUUAUAUCACCAGAUGGACAGUACAUAUACAGUUUGACAAUUUGUGCAAUGUGAUAUAUCAUUCUAUAUCUAUCACUAUUCACUACAGCGUGAUAUGAAAGAGUUAUAUUGUUCUAUGUCAUUUGUUUGCCUUCUUAUAGGCCUUAUAACCUGUUGGAGAAAAAACAGACCUUACAAUUGCUUUGUAUGUUGUAAUUUAUGUUUUGUUUCAGUAAAGGAAGUUGAGAAAUUGGGUGAGUUGGCUGCUGGUGUCUGUAGAGAUGGCUCCCAGUGAGAUUGUUUUGGAAGAUAGUUCUUCUGGCUGGGACGGCAAAAAAAGAUAUGGUUCCUAGGCUAUCGUAACCUCAGGUCCCUUGUUAUGGCCCGCUCUGCCUACCUUCCCUGCUCCCUCCAACUCCCUGCUUAACACUACCACCAGUACCAACAUACAGAUACAAGCAUGCAGGCAAACGCACACACUAAUAAUCAUGCUUACUUGCUGGCCCGUUCUGCUGCGGAGAGGAGAGAUGCUAUCUAACAGUGCCUUCCAGCAUUCCACUAGUGAUUAUCUAUUCAGUUUCACAGGCAGAUUUGAAUUAGUCAUGUAUUUUCCCUUCAGUGCAUCUCUCACUCUCUCUUCCGUUCUGUUCCCACAACCCCCGCCCCUUCCCUAAUGCACACUGGGAAUUCCUCGUUCCCCAGUGCACGAGAGCCGCUCGGACAGAAACUUAGGCUACGUUCACACUGCAGGUCUUAAUGCUCAAUUCCGAUUUUUUGAUCAAAUCCGAUUUUUUUUGUCUGCUCGUUCACACUACAAAUAAAAUGC